CCCGGUGUUGGUCGUGUCAGCGGUGUCGUAGCUUGACGCAGCGGUGCUGUCGACAGCCUGCAGCCUCAGAAGAUAACACGGACUAAUUAAUCCCGGGUUUUAGAACCGUGCCGGACGAUGGUGGCCAAACAGAGGAUCCGGAUGGCCAACGAGAAACACAGCAAGAACAUCACGCAGAGAGGGAACGUGGCCAAGACGCUGCGACCACAAGAGGAGAAGUAUCCUGUGGGGCCUUGGCUGCUUGCCCUCUUUGUAUUUGUUGUGUGUGGAUCAGCCAUAUUUCAGAUCAUCCAGAGCAUCCGCAUGGGGAUGUGAUCCAGAAGGAGCCUCUGGACCUCCCCGUCCCCCCACUCCACCCACAUGCCCUCACUGAGCCUGGCUAGCCUGCACCUGCACACCCCUGACACCUUUCCAGAGGCCCAGAGACUGACACCAAAGCUGCAGAUCCAGCAGACCUCAGAGAGAGAGAGAAGCAUCCCCGACCACCUCCUCGGGACAUCUCCCCGCCCUUUGAUCAGCGUUUACAGUGUUGCAGUCUGUGGUACUGACAGCUUUUCUAUGGACAGUCUAAAACCACGCCGGCUGGAAAACAUGUGUGUCUCAUUACUCACUUGGCACCUUUGUGUGUGUUUGUGUGUGUGUAUAUGAAGGUGUGACUGUUUGUGUGAGAGUGUGUGUGCAGCCAGUGAUUCCUGCUGACAAUGUGCCAUAUCUGUAAUGUAAGUUAUAUGAGUAUUCGUCCGUGUUAUGUGAGAAGAAUCUUUUUUCAAAUAAAUGUUGAGCAUUUAGGAAGCGCCUAGUUAU
Larimichthys crocea (large yellow croaker) is the source of this 804-nucleotide messenger RNA. RefSeq names its product stress-associated endoplasmic reticulum protein family member 2 (gene serp2). The record is from RefSeq and is a predicted model, not a curated record. Gene Ontology annotation, biological process: endoplasmic reticulum unfolded protein response. The transcript is spliced from 3 exons. Gene Ontology annotation, cellular component: endoplasmic reticulum. NCBI's taxonomy places the organism in Eukaryota, Metazoa, Chordata, Actinopteri, Sciaenidae. Bases 118 to 315 code for a protein of 65 amino acids.